This is a messenger RNA of Danaus chrysippus (African queen), 261 nucleotides long. The record is from the annotation of a GenBank genome assembly. Lineage: Eukaryota; Metazoa; Arthropoda; Insecta; Lepidoptera; Nymphalidae.
AUGAUAAAUAUUGAGAAUGACAAUUUUGAAUCAGUUAAUACCAAUGCCAAAAGGGCUAAAAUAACUGAUUGCAUGGAAAAUGAAACAGAACAACUAGGACCAGGGACUUCAGGUUUCAACAAAAAGCCAUGCUUAAAAAACGACCUCGCUAUGAUGUUAGAUUCGUCGAGUGAAGACGAAAGUCAAGAUGAGCCAGAAAAUAGUAGCGUUGAAGCUGUAUUAAAAAAAGAGUUACUUGCUUACCGUACUAAAAAAGAAUAA